Aplysia californica (California sea hare) is the source of this 885-nucleotide messenger RNA. RefSeq lists its product as uncharacterized. The record is from RefSeq and is a predicted model, not a curated record. NCBI's taxonomy places the organism in Eukaryota, Metazoa, Mollusca, Gastropoda, Aplysiida, Aplysiidae.
AUUUCUUAACCUCAAUAUAGCCGGGGUAUUUUGUUUCGUGUACUCUUUAUUGAGAAGUUUUGUUUUCACCUUUGCUCCUAAUAUUGAAUAGGUCAAUCACUGUUACAGGACAUUUAUAUAGCGCUCAACCUCGAUUUAAGUACAUUGCUCCUUCUUCAUCUAUCAAACACCUAAGUCCCAUCUAUACAUCUUCUCCUUCUUUUCUUUUUGUGCUACUCUUCAGUAACACCUCUUAUCGUGGGCUCUCUUAUUACCUGUUUGUGUUGCAAAUGCCGUAAAUUCUUACAAAAACUAAAACUAUUUGUUCACUUAAGCUGUUCUGAAAACAGCGAAAACAUUAGUUAAGCAUUUUUGUUAUGCCCACGAGGAUAAUGCAACAGACACCCUGGCGCACAAUUCCCAGGCGUCCAGUGUACCGUUAAGCCAGUAGUAUACCAUUGUUGGGUGGGGAAACCUUUCAGAAGAGCGGGGUGGACCCAGGCGUUGAGGGAUCCUGAUCUGUGACUGGUGGCUCUGUCAGUCGGCGCCCUAUGGAGGUAUAAUAAGGGCUAUCGGGAUCUUGAAGGGCUCUACUACGAUGCUUUCCAAGUUCGCUCUACAUCAAUCAAGUGGACUCACGUCAAGGCAGAAGUAAGAUUCUUGAAAGCAUGGCUCUGAUUUGAGAGAGUGUUCAGUACAAACUUAUCACCUUACGGUUGUUCUUCAAUUCUUGAUGGUCGUCAUCCAAAUCACAGACGAAAAGAGCAACAAUCGGAAGACAUUAUCCAGCCAUCAGUCAUGCCGCGAGACCCGACUGGACUCACGUCUGCUGCCAGCCGCGAGAGCCGGAAGUCACUGCCAGUUCCGGUGUUGAGAAGCGAGAAGACAGCUCUGGCCAGAUUGUCC